Molecule: messenger RNA, 790 nt
Organism: Syngnathoides biaculeatus (alligator pipefish)
Lineage: Eukaryota; Metazoa; Chordata; Actinopteri; Syngnathiformes; Syngnathidae
Gene: ppiab
Product: peptidylprolyl isomerase Ab (cyclophilin A)
Exons: 5
Coding region: 89-586 (165 amino acids)
Biological process (GO): protein folding; protein peptidyl-prolyl isomerization
Cellular component (GO): intracellular membrane-bounded organelle
Molecular function (GO): peptidyl-prolyl cis-trans isomerase activity
Source: RefSeq, a predicted model, not a curated record
UCCGUCGUCAGACGAGCUCCCGCCCGCCCGCCCGCCGUCGCUUUGGAAAGGAAGACGACGAGUCUGCCGACUUGUUUCGCUCGCAAACAUGGCAAAUCCUGUUGUUUUCUUUGACAUCACAAUUGACAACGUCAAAGCGGGCAGGAUCACAAUGGAGCUCCGAGCGGACGUAGUACCGAAGACCGCCGAGAACUUCCGGGCGCUGUGCACGGGCGAGAAAGGUUUCGGCUACAAGGGUUCCUCCUUUCACCGCAUCAUUCCCGGCUUCAUGUGUCAGGGCGGCGACUUCACCAAUCACAACGGGACGGGGGGCAAGUCCAUCUACGGCGAGAAGUUCGCCGACGAGAACUUCACGCUGAAGCACGGCGGCUUCGGGACGCUUUCCAUGGCCAACGCCGGACCCAACACCAACGGCUCGCAGUUCUUCCUCUGCACGGAUGACACCGACUGGCUGGACGGCAAGCACGUCGUGUUCGGGAAGAUGUUGGAAGGCAAAGACGUGCUGAAGUCGAUGGAGAAGCAGGGGAGCAGAAAAGGGGACCCCAAAGUUAAGGUGGUCAUCGCCGACUGCGGCGUGCUCCCGUAGCUCCACGGCGCCGCCGCCUGCCUGCCUGCCUGCCUGCUCUGCGUCGCCACUUAAUGACGUCAAGCCUUCUUUAUUGCAGUACUGCGCCUGUUCACCACCAGGGGGCACCCUUAGCUAGCAACAAUUUUGUUCAAAAGUCAGAUUAACUGUAAAUCAGACAAGCUAUUUUUUAGUCCCAUUAAAAAUGGUUAUAACACGAAAUAA